Ipomoea nil (Japanese morning glory) is the source of this 1711-nucleotide messenger RNA. RefSeq names its product transcription factor TGA7-like. Gene Ontology annotation, molecular function: DNA-binding transcription factor activity; sequence-specific DNA binding. Bases 305 to 1423 code for a protein of 372 amino acids. The transcript has 9 exons. The record is from RefSeq and is a predicted model, not a curated record. Gene Ontology annotation, biological process: regulation of DNA-templated transcription; DNA-templated transcription. NCBI's taxonomy places the organism in Eukaryota, Viridiplantae, Streptophyta, Magnoliopsida, Solanales, Convolvulaceae.
CAGUCAACUUCAAUUCUUUAGUUCUUUAUCUUUCUUGAAAUAAAUGGAUGUUUAUUUGUCAUUUUUUGCUAACACAUUUUUGUUUCCUCCUAGAGCCAACUAGGUUAAAUUUGCCCAUAUUGCAGUGCUAUCACUCUUUCCUUGUAUCUUUCAUUACCAUGAUUCCAUGAAUGUUUCUGCAAACAUAAUUAUCAGUUUUGCAACUUGAAAUCUGGAAUCAAAGGGCCAAUCCUGAUUUGCAGAAGCUACAAUACUCACAUAAACACCUCAUUUCAAUUCAACCCUUGAACUAGCUACUGAAAAGAUGGUGUCCUAUCAGGCCAUGAACAUUCCUUCAACGAGCCAAUUUGCCCCCACGAGGAUGGGUUUGUAUGAGCCUUUCCACCCGAUGAGAAUGUGGGAGGAGACACUGAGAGGUGAUAUGAUCCCCAGCACAGGUGGAUGUAUGGUCACACAGGCAAAUGAAAGGACAGAUGAUAAUAAGUUCGAUUACAAGUAUAACGAAUCUGCAAUACCUUCUCCCUCAGGGGAUAAUCAGGCAGGAAAGGGCCUUACAGAUAAGGCACAAAGGCGUUUAGCGCAGAACCGUGAAGCUGCUAGAAAAAGUCGUUUGAGGAAAAAGGCUUAUGUUCAGCAACUGGAAACGAGCCGUUUGAAGUUAGCACAGCUUGAAUUGGAGCUCGAGAAAGCCAGGCAACAGGGAAUAUGUAUGUUUGGUGCGAGUAGUAGCAUAGGGCUAUGCGCGACAUUAAAUCCAGGAAUUGCUGCAUUCGAGCUGGAUUAUACUAACUGGAUCGAAGAGCAUCAGAAGAAAACCUCGGAGCUCAGAAACAUUCUGCAGGCCCCGACGAAUGAUAUGGAACUGGAGGUGCUAGUGCAGAGUGUCUUAAGCCACUACUGUGAUCUCUUCCGGAUGAAAGUUGAAGUGGCAAAAGCUGAUGUCUUCUACUUGAUAUCCGGAGCAUGGAGAACUCCAGUCGAGCGCUUUUAUCUCUGGAUUGGAGGAUUCCGGCCAUCAGAAAUGAUAAAAGUGGUACUGCCACAACUCGGGCAAUUGUCUGAACAACAACGCUUGAAUGUUAAUAACCUGCGACAUUGCUGCCAACAGGCCGAGGAUGCUCUCACCCAAGGAAUGGAUAAACUCCAGCAGACUCUCUCCCAAAACAUGACACUUAUAACCACUGGAGCAGGAACUUACAGCACUCAGAUGGCAUCUGCCAUCGAGAAGUUAGAAGCACUGGAAAGUUUUGUCAACCAGGCGGAUCACCUUCGGCAGCAGACACUGCUGCAGAUGUCUCGCAUUCUAACGACCCACCAGGCAGCUCGGGGCCUGCUUGCAUUUGGGGAGUAUUUUCAGCGCCUCCGCAGUCUAAGUUCACUCUGGGCAGCUCGCCCUCGCGAAACUACGCUUGACUGCUGUUGAACUCUACUCAAGCUGCCAUACGUCUGUAGUUUAUGUAUGCUGCUUUCUUCUGCUGCGCUGGUAAUGUAUGGGAUGUAUAUAUAUAUAUAUAUAUAUAUAUAUAUAUAUAUAUGUUGUGAGAGAGAAUGUAAUUUUAACCAUAUAUAUAUGCAUGAUGGAUUUGAAUUUAUCAUGUGAAUAUAGUCAAGAGGAAGUAUCAAGAUCACAGAUCUUGUAUAAGUAGUCUCCUUAGGCCUACAAUAAUUAUCUUUAGUAUCAUUUGCAGAGAUCAAAUAUAAUCGUGUUUAA